GAACUCUUUUCAUUGGUCUUUUAAAAUAGUAUGCCGUAGAACCCGUUUUAGCCGUCAAAAAAUAGUUCGCGCCAAAUCUAAAGUACAAAUCACGUGCAGAGCAUUUGAAAGGGUACUAUAUAAGAGUAAAACAAGCAUGUUCCGCCAAUCAUCGUCCAGUAUGAAGUUGAACUUGUGUGGAGUUAUAUUAGUUUUGUGCUUCGUUGAAGCUUUAGGUUGGCUUCCCGGAAUGGGUAAGCGCCAACCAACUGCAGCGCAAUUUUUCCGUAGAAAAGCUAGUGGACCAGCAUCUGUCGAAAAUGACCUGGGCUCGUCUGGAGAAACUUGGGAAGUAUCAACUGGCGAUGGGGCCUCUGGACUAGUUACAGCUGGACCAAGCGGUGAGGAAACAGGGGAGGUUAACGAGGACCCAAGCGUUGAAAACUCUGUGGAACUUUUUCCCAAACCAACUGGAGCACCAUCCAGCGUUCAAGACUCUGUGGAACUUUUUCCCAAACCAACUGGAGCACUAUCCAGCGUUCAGGACUCUGUUGAACUUUUCCCCAAACCGAUUGGAGCACUAUCCAGCGUUCAGGACUCUGUUGCACCUUUUCCCCAACCGAUUGGAGCGCCAAUCGUUCCUGUACAACGAUUUUUCUAUCAGCAGAAGAACUCUGUUACACGUAGAGAAGAUGGCAUAACCAGUGGAUCAGGAUCUGACGAAAAUGACUUAACCAGUGGAUCAGGAUCUGACGAAAAUGGAUCAGGAUCUGAGGAGUCAUAUACAUGUGCCGAUCCCCCUUUUUAUAAACUGCUAUCAUUAUUCAGAGGAUUUCCUAAAACCGAGAGCAAAGAAAUGUAUGGUUAUGAAGCUGCCUUGUAUGACCCUCUUUUGGAUGAAUUCUGGGCCAGGAAGAACGAUCAAGGGCUUGACAAAGCUUUGGGUUUUUUCAUGAAGGAAUUUUCCCAGGCUAUUAUGGCAGAGAAAUAUCAGUGCAAAGGGACACAAUUAAAUCAAAUGUUGAUUGAUGUGUUAAAAGAUACUACAACCAAAUUCAUGUCUGAAGCAAAGACAUACAUCCAAGAUGCAGUUGGUAAAAUGAAAAAGCCUGUUUCGCGAGGAACAUACACCGCCGUGCGUCCACCAACAUAUGAGCGUCCAGGACUAUAUAAUCGUGCUGCUCCACCAACAUAUGAGCGUCCAGGACUAUAUAAUCGUGAUGCUCCACCAAAAUAUCAGCGUUCACGACUAUCUAAUCGUGCUGGGGUCAAACCAGGUCCUGGCCAAGGACCAUCUAAGGGUGGAAAAGAUAUGAUGGACCCCAAAUCGAAAAAGGAACAAUUUGUUGCUAAAAUAUUGGCACUGCUUAAGAAAGUUUUAAGAGAAGAUUCAGCCAGCCACAUGGAGACUGAACAGUUUGGUGGUGUCGCCUGCUACCUAAGAGAUGUAAUGGAAUAUUUGAGGGGUGAAGUCGAGGCUAAUGUACCAUUGGAGCAGAUAAAAGUGGAUUUAGCGACAUGGUCGAUGGCUGAUUAUGGAUUUCUGUUUGAAUGUAUGGACCCUCUCUUCAUUGUGAUGAUAUACGAAGACAACUGGCAAAAUGUUAAUCUACCAUAUGAAGAGAACAUUCUAUUUCAACAUAUUGGUGAAUCUUUGAAGAAUAUUUUACAAAGAGAAGGCAAAGGAGAUAAAGACCGCCAGUCGAUUGAUAAAGUGCUAAAUAUAGACUUUCCUCUUAAUUUAACGGAGGUAAUCCACAAGUUUGCAAUGAAAGUCUUCGGAGAGCUACAGCCUUUCCUUGAUGCCAAAUCAGCUGAUCAAAUGGUUGAUUUCUUCCGGAAAUUUUUAACACCUGAGAAAAUGAAAUUUGCUGAGAAAUUGAUCCGAAGUUUGGACAUCUUCUUUGAAGGAACAACUAGUCUUCCAGACCCUAUGACGUCAUCAGCAGAACCAGUUUAUAGAAGAUCAAACUGGAUGGAAAGUGAAUAUGAAAUUGAAAAUGAAAUGAACAGACUCAGUAAAAAGUGGAGCAGGGACGGACUCAGUAAAAAGUGGAGCAGGGACGGACUCAGUAAAAAGUGGAGCAGGGACGGACUCAGUAAAAAGUGGAGCAGGGACGGACUCGGUAAAAAGUGAAGCAGGUACGGACAACCGGUGAAGUGGAGAGGAUAAUACCAACAAACCAAUCUUGGAUAUAUCUUAAUAAAAAAUAUAUUAUUUUAA
This is a messenger RNA of Mytilus trossulus (common blue mussel), 2203 nucleotides long. RefSeq lists its product as uncharacterized. Bases 137 to 2116 code for a protein of 659 amino acids. The transcript has 9 exons. The record is from RefSeq and is a predicted model, not a curated record. Lineage: Eukaryota; Metazoa; Mollusca; Bivalvia; Mytilida; Mytilidae.